This is a messenger RNA of Notolabrus celidotus (New Zealand spotty), 1208 nucleotides long. RefSeq lists its product as uncharacterized. NCBI's taxonomy places the organism in Eukaryota, Metazoa, Chordata, Actinopteri, Labriformes, Labridae. Gene Ontology annotation, molecular function: transmembrane signaling receptor activity. The record is from RefSeq and is a predicted model, not a curated record. Gene Ontology annotation, biological process: cell surface receptor signaling pathway. Bases 89 to 1051 code for a protein of 320 amino acids. The transcript is spliced from 7 exons.
GAAGGAGUUCACACAGGAAGAGGAAGUUCUGUCUGUCUGUCUUUUUCAUAUUACAGUCUUUCGCUGCAACAGUCAGCAGCGAGACAUCAUGGAGGUCACAUCUCUCUGCAUCAGACUCUUGAUGGGUGUGUUGGUCCUGCUGGUGGCACAGAUUGACCACGGAUACUUUGCUCAAACAGCUGAUUUUCCUCGUGUGUCUCCGGACAGGAAGCAGUUUUUUGAAUAUGAGACUGUUCACAUAAGUUGUGAGGACUUUAAUGAAGUGAGUGAAUGGAGAGUGAUGCAGAAGCUCCACAAAAAACAUCCCCAAAAUAAUUCUGACUGUAGCUUACCUGCACCGUCCUGCACCAUUUAUCCUGCCUUUGAAGCACACAGUGGAGGGUACUGGUGUGAGGACCUGGAGGGGAACACGAGUCGAAGCAUCAACAUCUCUGUUACUGCUGGACCUGUGAUCCUGGACGUUCCUGCUACUCCUGUGAUGGAGGGACAUGAUUUGAUUCUUCAGUGUAGAAAUAAGCUCUCACAAUCAAAACAUAAUGCAGUUUUUUUUAAAGAUGGUGUCCAUCUCGAGACCAUGUGUGGGGAUACAAUCACCAUUAAAAAUGUCUCAAAGUCUGAUGAAGGGCUCUACAAGUGCAUAAUCCCUGGAGCUGGAGCUUCACCAGAGAGCUGGCUUGGUGUUUUAAAAAAAUCAAACAUAUCCAGUGACCAGAUUCAACCCCCCGACAGACCGUCCUCUGAUCCUCCCACCCUGCUGUGGACUGCUGUGGAACACUGGACUGUUGUCAGUGUUCCACUGGUAGUCACACUUCUUCUGGGGAUGGGACUAUUCCUUUGCCUGAAACACAAAGUCUCAAGAGGGGAAAGUGAUCCUGAUCUGGACUACGCUCUGUAUUCUGCUGUCACAUAUCACAAGAUGGAUAUGGUUUCAGGUGGGGAGGAUGCAGCCGACCCAAACAACAUUAUCCUGAAGUUGACAGUCGAAGAAAAAACAAAGGCCAUCUGCAUGAAACUGAUGGAGAAAGACAAGCAUGUGUUUAUUUGUGUAUGAAACAUAGAAGAAUAUAUGUGUAAGGUUACAUUUGUGCCUCCCAAAGAUCAUGAUUGGUGUACUGUCCAACCUGAAUACUGUAGACGUGUUCAUAAUGUGAACUACAAAGGUAAACUGUGAAUCCUGACUUUGCCUUUAAAGCCAUACAUUUAUAUUA